Messenger RNA from Ipomoea nil (Japanese morning glory), 2387 nucleotides. Its product is annotated as subtilisin-like protease SBT1.5. Bases 93 to 2387 code for a protein of 764 amino acids. Gene Ontology annotation, biological process: proteolysis. The record is from RefSeq and is a predicted model, not a curated record. Gene Ontology annotation, molecular function: serine-type endopeptidase activity. Lineage: Eukaryota; Viridiplantae; Streptophyta; Magnoliopsida; Solanales; Convolvulaceae. The transcript has a single exon.
UUAUGUUACUUUCUAGCUAGCCCUUCACCCUAUAUGUUCAUGCUUUGAAAAGAGUGAUUCAGGUGCAAGUUUGAGUUUUAGAGUCUUCAAAAAUGAUGGUGGCUAGUAGCACAUGUUUUCUCAUGAUUUUACUGUCGUCUCUCAUGUUCUCCACUGUUCUUUCACAAAUCAAUGGAGCAUCCUCAAAUUUUACGAGAAAGCAAACAUUUAUAGUUCUUGUUGACCCUCACUCCAAGCCCUAUCCUUUUGUUUCUCAUGAAAAUUGGUAUUCUUCCCUUAUCUCCAUAUCCUCUGCACCUAUCCAUGUUUACAACAAUCUGUUUCAUGGGUUUUCUGCCCGGCUUACGUUGGAAAAUGCCAAAUAUGUGGAAAACAGUGAUGGAGUUUUGGGUGUGUUUCAAGAUUCUGUUUUGCAGCUGCACACCACAAGAUCACCAUCUUUUCUUGGGCUUCAUCACUUGGAAUCUCUGUUUGUCAACUCCACGUCUUCUGAUGUUGUGAUUGGUUUGAUCGAUACCGGAAUAUGGCCGGAAAGCGAGAGCUUUUCCGACGAGGGAUUCGGUGACAUUCCGAGUCGUUGGAAGGGAGAGUGUGAAGAAGGCGUGGGAUUCAACGCUUCAAAUUGCAAUAAGAAGUUGAUAGGGGCCAGAUACUUUGUGGGUGGCUAUGAAGAAGGUGAAUCAUUUGCCGGUGAAUACCGGUCGCCCAGAGAUUCCGACGGUCACGGUACCCAUGUUGCUUCCAUUGCCGCCGGCGCUCCGGUGCCGGACGCCGGGUUUUUCGGGUUUGCCGGCGGGUUGGCGAGGGGAAUGGCUCCGGGAGCCAGAAUUUCGAUUUAUAAGGUUUGUUGGGCUUCCGGUUGUUUAAUGUCCGACGUUGUUGCUGCAUUUGAUAAAGCCGUUUCCGACGGUGUUGAUAUUAUUUCAUACUCUCUAGGAUUAUCCCAACUGCCAUUUUACCUUGAUUUCUUAGCAAUAGCAGCGUUCCGUGCGGUCCAACGAGGUGUACUCGUCGUGGCAUCCGCCGGUAACGAAGGACCGUUAACCGGAAGCAUCACGAACGCGCCGCCGUGGAUUCUGACAGUCGGCGCCGGCACUCUUGACCGGAGAUUCCCAGCUCUCGUUCAUCUCGGAAAUGGCCAAAUAUUGUCAGGCGAAUCUGUCACCUUAUCAACCCGAUCCAUAUUGGGUCGUUAUCCACUCCAACUCCAUCUCUUACGUAACGUCACAUCUUCUUCAAGUUUUGAUUUCUCCCGCCAAGACAUCGUCGGAAAAAUCGUCCUCUGCAUGCUCCAUAAACAUGUCCCACGGUUGUCCCUCGGCAUGUUCCUUAAAAAGGCCGGAGCUUUAGCCAUGUUAAUCUCCCAUGGUGAAAUUGACCCGGAAGGCCUUAUCUCGGAGCCCCAUGAAAUACCCACCAUCACAAUUGGUGUGGCAGAAGCCCAGAUGGCAGCAGAUUACAUACUGGCCAAUGAAAAUCCGGUGGCCGCCAUUUCUUCCGGUGGAACAGUUUCCAAGCAUGCAAGAUCUGCCCCUACAGUCGCCUCCUUCUCGUCAAGAGGACCCAAUUCUAUGGUCCCUGCAAUUUUAAAGCCUGAUAUUAUCGCCCCAGGGGUUAAUAUCUUAGCGGCUUGGACCGGCGCCGUAGGGCCAUCCGGGAUCGCGUCUGAUGAUCGGCGGUCGAGCUUCAAUAUUUUAUCCGGCACGUCCAUGGCGUGCCCUCAUGUGGCCGGAAUCGGGGCGUUGAUUAAAUCGGUGCACCCAAAUUGGGGUCCGAGUGAAAUCAAAUCUGCCUUGAUGGCUACCGCCUCAAUUCAAGAAUCAUUUUAUCACAAAUCGAUCCAUUUUUCGCCAAUUCAAGACGAGUCUACAAAUAAUACAAGUAACCCGUUUGUUAUGGGAGUGGGACAUAUACAUCCCAAACGUGCCAUGGAUCCACAUUUGGUCUUCGACACUACACACCAAGACUAUAUACAUUUUUUUUGCAAAUUGAACUAUACAAAAAAACAGAUCAAAAUCAUAACGGGCAAAUCAAAUAUAUUUUGUUCAAAUUCAGACAACGAUGACUUGAAUUAUCCGGCCAUCAUCGUGGAUGAAGAGGUAGCACGAGGCGGAGUUGCAUUGGUACGGAGGUUGAAGAAGGUUUCUGAAGGAGUUGAAGAGUACGAGGGCAAAGUGGUUGGACCAAGAGGAUAUUAUAGGAUGAAUGUGAGGCCUAAGAGGUUAAAAUUUCAUAGAAUAGGGGAAAGAUUGAAAUUUACAGUAAAUUUGAAGGGGCAAAGUAGGAAUAGGAGGGAUUUGUGGGUAGGGGCCAUAAUAUGGAGGGAGAGAGUGCAAAGACAUAAGGGGGUUAGGUGUCCCAUAAUUAUCUACCCUACAAAUGCAUAG